AGUCCCACCUUCGGGGCGGCGCCUGUCGGCGGGGAGUGUCAGGAAGAGGAAGAGCGCGGCCGAGUGUGCGGUGCGGAGCAGGGGCCGGGCCGAGGCAGCUGCGCGCGGGCCACCAUGGCCACGGACGAGCUGGCUAGCAAGCUGAGCCGGAGGCUGCAGAUGGAGGGCGAAGGCGGCGAGGCGACCGAGCAGCCGGGGCUCAACGGGGCGGCGGCGGCGGCGGCGGCCGGGGCUCCCGACGAAGCUGCCCAGGCGUUGGGCAGCGCGGACGACGAGCUGAGCGCCAAGCUGCUGCGGCGUGCGGACCUCAACCAGGGCAUCGGCGAGCCGCAGUCUCCCAGCCGCCGCGUCUUCAACCCCUACACCGAGUUCAAGGAGUUCUCCAGGAAGCAGAUCAAAGACAUGGAGAAGAUGUUCAAGCAGUAUGAUGCCGGCAGAGAUGGCUUCAUCGACCUGAUGGAACUGAAACUCAUGAUGGAGAAACUGGGGGCCCCCCAGACUCACCUGGGCCUGAAGAGCAUGAUCAAUGAAGUUGAUGAGGAUUUUGACAGCAAACUCAGCUUCCGGGAGUUCCUUCUGAUCUUCCGCAAGGCGGCGGCAGGGGAGUUGCAGGAAGACAGCGGCUUGCACGUCCUGGCCCGCCUCUCUGAGAUCGACGUCUCCACAGAGGGCGUGAAGGGUGCCAAGAACUUCUUCGAGGCCAAGGUCCAGGCCAUCAACGUGUCCAGCCGCUUUGAGGAGGAGAUCAAAGCCGAGCAAGAGGAAAGGAAGAAGCAGGCUGAGGAGGUGAAGCAGCGGAAGGCGGCCUUUAAGGAGCUACAAUCCACCUUCAAGUAGCCAGGGCUAAGGCCCAGACCCGGCCCUGCCCGGCGAGCAGUCUGGGGGCACGGGUGGGUACAGGAGACCCGUGGGAGACAAGCCUGAGUCCUGGUCUGUGGGGGCCAGGACCACUACUAAACUCUAAGCUGUUUGUGAGCGGAUCUCAUUCCGGAGUCUCCCCAGGGGUCGGGCCGUCCCUGCUCCCUCCCGCUCUCCCUUCCUCUCUGACCACACUGCUGCCUGCUCCAGCCCAUUCACGCCCCUGCCUUGUGUACCAGCUGCUUUCCCCCCACCUACCCUUAACCUUAGGCCGCCCUGCCCUGGGCCUCAUGGCCCCCUCCUAGAUAGGGACCAGCAGAGAGAGAGGAGUCCCCUCCUUACAGAUCAGCCCCUUCCCCGCUGGGUGUGGAGGGACUCCUGUUUUGGAGAAGAGAUCCAGGCCUCGCACUCUAGGCUGAUAGACAAGGGGCUAAAAGUGGAGGGACUUGUAUUUUGGUGAAGAGACCCAGGCCCUAGCACUCUAGCUUGCUAUAAAUGGGGCCCAGCCAGGCAGGGUGAAGGCCACUGAAUCUACCUCACCGGCUACACUCUGCUAGGCAUGCCAUGGGGACGUGAGUGAUAGGGCUCCGCGGGGAGGGGCAGGUAUGUCACUUUCUGACACCCGACUGCUAGAACAAGCUGAGGGUCCCAAGGGGCUGUGGAGAGGAGGGUGGGGUGCCAAGGGAUUGGCCUUCCUAGGGAGGACCUCGGCGCUCGGCCUUGGUUCCCCAGGGAGUGCCUGAUGUGUUUGUGUGUACUGGCAGGAGGGCAUGGGGCUGGCACCCCUUCACACUGUCCUUCCCUGGGUUGUCACCCCUGAGGGCGCCUGCCUGUCCUGCCCACACCUGGAACGCAUGGGGAUUCCCCAAGCCCAUCCAUCACCAGGCAGGCCAUAGCGAAGCCCGUGCCGUUCCUCCAUCGCUCCCAUGUGCUCGCUCACGUGUGUGCGUGUGUAUCUGUUGCUGUGUUGUGAAACUGUGACGUCACCCAGUCCAAGUGAAUGGCCAUGGAGGCCACUGUUAUGCAACGUUCAGUGUGUCACUGCUUUCGAAACUCGAUAUCUCUUUAUUUUACUACAAUGCCCCAAGAGUCCCCAGUUCCCCCCUGGGGAACUUGCAAAGGUUUUAUUUUUUCGGUCUUAGAACCCGUGAGAAUCGGAGGGACUGAGCCCAGCCCAGCCCAGCAGCUGUGGCCCUGGCUUGGGUUUGCUUGCCUUAGUGGAUAUGUUUAUACAGAUGAAUAUAAAUUCCCUUUACUUUGGGCUUUCUGCAUUUUAUUUUUGGUCCCCCCUCUCACCACCUCCUCCCCCCUCAAAAAAAAAAAAAACCAGCUACUUCUUCAUUCAGUGGUACGAUUAUUUUUUUUAACUAAAAUGAGAUAAAAUUCUA
This is a messenger RNA of Peromyscus californicus insignis, 2246 nucleotides long. It is a transcript of the gene Efhd2, whose product is annotated as EF-hand domain family member D2. The record is from RefSeq and is a predicted model, not a curated record. The transcript is spliced from 4 exons. Gene Ontology annotation, molecular function: calcium ion binding. NCBI's taxonomy places the organism in Eukaryota, Metazoa, Chordata, Mammalia, Rodentia, Cricetidae. Bases 115 to 837 code for a protein of 240 amino acids.